Arachis ipaensis is the source of this 1474-nucleotide messenger RNA. RefSeq names its product 11-beta-hydroxysteroid dehydrogenase-like 4A. Lineage: Eukaryota; Viridiplantae; Streptophyta; Magnoliopsida; Fabales; Fabaceae. Gene Ontology annotation, molecular function: oxidoreductase activity. The record is from RefSeq and is a predicted model, not a curated record. Gene Ontology annotation, cellular component: cytosol.
AAAUGAAAAAUUAAUUUCGAGGAGCGCAAGUGCGGAGAUAACAGUUCCACUCGUCCUAGCUUGUCCCAUUGCCAUCUUUGUACGGGUAGUAGAUUGAGAAUAUGAAAUCUAGUAACAGACUACUACUCCACUAUACACUGAUAGUAUAAGUAUAAGCUCUAGUUGAUUUCUUCGGUAUAUCUAAUCAAAGCAAUCAUGGCUGCAAUUCAGAAGCUACUGAACAUUGCAUUGCCCCCACUAUCAUUGGUGCUUCUAUCCUCCUUCAUGAUACCUUUCCUUAUCUUCAAGGUUCUUAUUUAUGUAAGGAAGCUGUUUCAAACCGAUGAAAAAUUGGAAAACAAGGUUGUACUAAUCACCGGGGCAGCCUCAGGGAUUGGCGAGCAACUAGCAUAUGAAUAUGGAAGGAGAGGAGCAGUUUUAUCACUGGUUGACAUUAGGGAGGACAAUCUUGUAGUUGUGGCUGAAAAGGCCAGAUCUCUGGGUUCUCCUGAUGUUAUCAUCAUCGCUGCAGAUGUCUCAAAGCUCCAAGACUCUCGUCGUUUUGUGGAUCAAACAGUCAAUCAUUUUGGACGAUUGGAUUGUUUGGUAAAUAAUGCUGGGAUCGGCAAGGCUUCAGGGUUCAAAGAUUGGACUAAUAAUGCUUCUGAAUUUACUCCAAUGAUGGACGUAAAUUUCUGGGGAUCAGUUUAUGGCACUUUAUGUGCAAUCCCACAUCUGAAAACAAGCAGAGGCAGGAUCAUUGUGAUUGCAUCGGUUUUUGGAUGGUUCCCUUUCCCAAGAAGCAGUAUCUACAGUGCAAGCAAGGCAGCGGUUAUAAACUACUUUGAGACUCUCAGGAUGGAACUUGGUCGUGCUAUUAGCAUAACAAUAGUCACACCUGGUUUGAUCAACACGGAUCUAGGAUUAACCGUAGUAAAAGAGGAGAGUAUUAUGGGAAUAUUUCCAAUGUUAUCAGCAUCCGAAUUAGCAAAAAGCAUAGUGAAAAGCGCAUGCGGGGGAGAUAUGUACUUGAUAGAGCCAUCUUGGGUCAAGGUUUUGUUUCCUUUCAAACUGCUUUAUCCUCAACUAGUAGACUCGGCCGUACGCUUCUUAAUUGGGCUUUCCCGAAAAAGAAAUAAUUCUGCAACGGAGCUGAAGCUAGAGUAAAGUACUGUGUGCCACUUCCAUUUUUUUUACAGGUCUAAGUUGUUUAAUUUAAAAUAAGUUGAUUACAAUCAUUACGAAGCUUUGUAUGAUUUUCGACACACUUCAAGUCAAGUAAAGCUAGCAUGGUUACAGGCUAAUUUUGCCGAUUCAUGAGUUACAUGAUUAGUUUCUUGCUUUGUAUGUGACUAUGUGAGAAGUGGCAAGAGUGAAGUCUGCAGUGUUUGUACCAUUAUUUUCCCUAAUUGGAUUCCCCGCUUCCAUUUGCUUAGUUAGUAUAAUUUGUAUCAGACAAAAAACCUUAUGUAAUUUGUUCCACUUUCUUCUUGUA